Messenger RNA from Notothenia coriiceps (black rockcod), 1784 nucleotides. Its product is annotated as thyroid hormone receptor-associated protein 3-like. The record is from RefSeq and is a predicted model, not a curated record. The coding region runs from base 21 to 1784 and encodes 587 amino acids. The transcript has 5 exons. Gene Ontology annotation, molecular function: DNA binding; transcription coregulator activity. Gene Ontology annotation, biological process: positive regulation of transcription by RNA polymerase II. Lineage: Eukaryota; Metazoa; Chordata; Actinopteri; Perciformes; Nototheniidae. Gene Ontology annotation, cellular component: mediator complex.
UUUGAGGGUUGGCUGCAGUGAUGUCCAGAUCGCCAAAAUCCGCCUCGAGGUCUCGGAGCCGCACCAGGUCCCGGUCUAGAUCCCGCUCCAGCUCUCGCUCCAGGAGUCGCUCCAGAUCCCGAUCAAAGAAGCGCCACUACCGCUCCAGGUCUCGGUCAUGGUCAAGAUCUCGUUCUCCAUCUCAUAACCGGGAGAAGAAAUACCCGAGGGGAUACCAGAACGGGCGUGAGUUCCGGGGCUACCACCGCGGCUUCCGGAGGCCGUACAACUUCAGGGGCCGGGGGCGGGGCUUCUUCCCACGCGGACGCUACCAGCGUGGCGGCGGGGGAGGUGGCUACAACCAUAACAACAACUUCCGCCCCAACUGGAAGAACUACAAGCAGCAGUACCCUCAGAAACAGCAGCAACAGCAACACCAGCAGGAGCAGGAGCAGGAGCAGCAGCAGCAGCCAAACCAUGCACGAGGACGCUCUCACAACCCCCAGCAGCGCUCGGGGAGCCCCCCUCGUGGUCACUCCCACCACUCAGACCAAUCCUCCUCGCCUCUAUCCAGACACUCCCAGCAUUCGUCCUCUUCCUCACACUCCUCCUCUACCAAAUGGAAGCCAGCCUUGUUGCUGACUAACCCAAGCGCCAAAGAUGGGAAAGAGGAGCCCUCUGUCUCCAAGGAGGCCCAAAAGGGAGGAGGGGGAGAUGAGGAGCCAGCGGAGCCUGUGGGGGUGUUGGCAGGAGAGGCCAAAGAAAGCGCCUGCAGUGGGAAAGCUGAGGGGAACUGGCAGGGUGACUGCAGCCCAAAGAGAACCAGCACCCUGGCGAGCUAUGCUGUUAUUGUUGGGCAGAACAGCCAGUCUACCAACCAGUCUAGUCCUUCCCCUAAAAUCACAAAGGACAUCAGCAAUGGCGCCCCCUCCUGGAGGACGGUGGGUAGUUCCUCCUCAACAAAAAAACCCUCACAUGAAGGUCUAAAUCCAAUGCUCUCCAGCUUUGACUUCUUCUCCAACGAGGAAUACCUGGAUGGAGAUAAAACUGCCAUCUCCAUUGCCUUCAGACAGUUUUUGGAAGAGCAAAAUAAAAAAGCCAAAGCUCUGGAAAAUGGCAAGAACACAGAAGCAAAUGAUGUGGAAAUGGAAAAAGGGAAAGUGAAUGGAAAAGCACCCACAAAUAUUUCUGACUCAGUGUCAAGAAAAUGCAAAGAGGACAAUGGUGGUGAAGUGUCUCUGAACAGCUUUCUGAAAGCUUCUCCCUUUCUGUCUGCUGACGGCGAGGAAGAGGAGGAGAUGAUCGUCAAGCCUAAUUCAAAGUCACUUCACAAAGACUGGCAAAAUGGGGAAGAGUCCUUUAAGACAAAGAUCAGGGUCACUCACUCAGCCGGGGAACUGUUUGAUGAAAGCUUUAGCAAAUCGCAAAAUGUGAGUUAUUCACAGGCUGCUAACUGUGACCUUGACUCGGUAGCAGAAGAUGUAUAUCUUAGUCGAAAGCAGGAUAGAGUAGCGGCAAUUUCUGCUGCCCUCGCUAAGAGGGAGAUGGUGGGACAUUUUGAGGAACUGUCACCAGACAUGGCAGGUAAAGCCAGGAAGAUGACAAGCUCUCCCUCCAUCCCAUCUCCUGCACCACCACCAAGGAGGAACCCUGACGUAGAGCUCAGGGGAGAGGACACUCCUUUCAUGUCCUCAAGGAAACAGGAACCAAAAGUAAAUGUCAGAAUGGAUUUCCUCGGAGAGAGGCUGAUGAGUUAUGAUAUUUUAGUUGAGAUGGAUGUCAAAGCUUUUUCUCAAAUAUACUAA